ACCUCGCGUUUGAGAAUGAUGUCUGAUGUUGUGUGUGACGGACGGUAAUAUUAAAACACUUGCAGAUGCUCUCGAGUGUUUCUGCCUUCUACUGGCAGCACGUGAAAACUACAAUCCUUCGAAUGUACCCAGAAUGCACCGCGACACAGCGCCAUUUUCGCGAGUGCGCGCGUCGCUGCAGACUACAGCCUUGUUUAAUUGGGUCACGAGACACACGGAGAAAUACUCGAACUGAUCCUCAGUAAAGAGUCUGAUCUCAUCUGAUCGAUCUCCCGCCGAACCGUCACAUCGAGCGAGAGCCAAUGAUCGCGUCGGGUCGCGCCGCUCGGAUGAAGUGUUCACGCGCGGGCCCGGGCUGAUGCGACACUGAUUCACUGACGGAACCAACAACACAAGCAAAACAAAACAGAAUGAUACGAGGUCAGAAACGAGGAGAUGAUCAGGAGGAGGGACGAGGAUCUCCUCCUGGGCCUGCACCCGGACCCGGGGCCGCCGCGCUCCAUAAGAGACUCCGGCGCGAGGACUCGGAGGAGCGCGAUCACAAGGACGGGACGGUGGACUGGGGUCAGCUGCCGCAGGAGAUCUUACUGCAGAUCUUUCAGUUCCUGCCGCUGCUGGACCGGGCGUUCGCAUCACAGGUGUGCUGGGGCUGGAAUCAGGUCUUCCACAUGCCCGAACUCUGGAGAUGCUUUGAGUUUGAGCUCAAUCAACCCGCCAGCUCGUACCUGAAGGCCACUCACCCCGACCUGAUCAAACAGAUCAUCCAGAGACACUCCAACCACCUGCAGUACGUCAGCUUUAAGGUGGACAGCAGCACAGAAUCUGCAGAAGCGGCCUGUGAUAUUCUGUCUCAGCUGGUCAACUGUUCUCUGAAGACCCUCGGGCUCAUCUCCACCGCUCGACCCAGCUUUAUGGAGCUGCCCAAAUCUCAUUUCAUCUCGGCCUUGACGGUGGUGUUCGUGAACUCUAAAUCUCUGUCAUCGCUGAAGAUCGACGACACGCCGGUGGACGACCCGUCACUCAAAGUGUUGGUGGCCAAUAACAGCGACACACUGAAGCUCUUGAAAAUGAGCAGCUGCCCGCACGUGUCACCUGCAGGGAUCCUGUGCGUGGCGGAUCAGUGUCACGGCUUACGCGAGCUGGCGCUCAACUAUCACCUGCUGAGCGAUGACCUGCUGUUGGCCCUCUCGUCCGAGCGGCACGUCCACCUGGAGCACCUGCGCAUCGACGUGGUGAGCGAGAACCCCGGCCAGCACUUCCACACCAUCAAGAAGAGCAGCUGGGACGCCAUGGUGCGCCACUCGCCCAAAUUCAACCUGGUCAUGUACUUCUUCCUGUACGAGGAUGAGUUCGGGCCCUUCUUCCGCGACGAGCUUCCCGUCACGCACCUGUACUUCGGCCGCUCGGUCAGCAAGGAGGUUUUGGGUCGCGUGGGGCUGACGUGUCCGCGGCUGGUGGAGCUGGUGGUGUGCGCCAACGGCCUCCGUCCUCUCGACGAGGAGCUCAUCCGGAUCGCCGAGCGCUGCAAACACUUGUCGGCCAUCGGUCUGGGCGAGUGCGAGGUGUCGUGCAGCGCGUUCGUGGAGUUUGUGAAGAUGUGCGGCGGGCGCCUCACGCAGCUCUCCAUCAUGGAGGAGGUUCUGGUGCCGGAUAAUAAGUACGAACUGGAUGACAUCCACUGGGAGGUGUCCAAGCAUCUGGGUCGGGUCUGGUUCCCUGACAUGAUGCCUACGUGGUAGACCGCCGGAGUGCCAGCGGCGCAAAACAGUUCCCCCCCUCUCAGCCCUAACCUGACGGUGACUCUCUGGAGGAGAGCGAAGGAAAACUCCAGCUGAAUUAUAAGACGCAUAUUUACACCACUCUGUGUUUAAUCAACAGUCAGAGGUCCUGUCAGGCUCCGUGUGUGUGUUUGUACUGUGUGUGUGUGUGUAUACUUGUGUCGUCUCUCUCUCAGCAGCGGAUGUCUUAUUGGUUUGUGUGUGCGUACUGUGUGUGUGUGUGUGUGUGUACAGGUUAAGCUAUAUUUGUGAGGGCCAAAUGUUUUACCACAUUUUACUGGUCCUCACUAAAUAAAAAGGCUCAUAAUUCGCUCAAACAGUGUUUGUCUUUAAAUGUAAUAGAGGGCACAUGUUUAUGUGAUUGUCAGGUUAAGGGUUAGGGUUAGGGGAUAGAAUAUAUCAUAAGCCUGAUAUAAAAUCAAUGGAAGUCUAUGUAAUGUCCUCACUAGUAUACUGAAACAAAUCUGUGUGUGUGUGUGUUUGUAUAUCCCGGUGGGGACCUAAACCUGAAUACACACCAACACAUGGGGACUCGUGUCACCGUGGGGACCAAAAUUGAGGUCCCCAGGGGCAAAAAAGCUAAUAAAUUGUACAGAACAAUAUUUUUUACAAAUCUAAAAAUGCAAAAAGUGUUCUAUGAUCUUUAGGUUUAGGGAUAGGGGAUAGAAUAUACAGUUUGUACAGUAUAAAAAACAUUACGCCUAUGGACUGUCCCCACGGGGAUAGUCAACCAAAGCCUGUGUGUGUGUGUGUGUGUGUGCGUGCGUGCGUGCGUGCGUGCCUAGUGGAUGUUUUAUUGGUUUGUUCAGAGUGCAACAGUCGUGGCCUAAUGUUUAGAGAGUCGGACUCGUGACCAGAAGGUUGCCGGUUCGAUUCCCAGGGCCGGCGGGUAACGACUGAGGUGCCCUUGAGCAAGGCACCUUACCCCAACUUGAUCCCCGGGUGCUGCAGUGAUAGCUGCCCACUGCUCCGGGUGUACGUGUGGUCACUACUCUCUGGAUGGGUUAAAUGCAGAGGUCACAUUUCGGGUAUGGGUCACCAUAUCUGACUAAUAGGUCACUUUCACUUCACUUUAACAGACGCUCACAGCGUGAUGUCAUGACCAAUCUGAGCUGUGAGUGACAGGCUGAAUGACUCUUGAUCCUCAGUGGUUUAUUUAAGGCUUUUUACCAAACGAAGUAUCAGCCUGUUUGGUGGUUUAACAUGGUUGAAGCUUAUCGUUCAAAUGUUUCUCUUUUUCUUUGCUGAUGUCAUUUGUUAUAGAUAAAUAAGAAUGUUGGUUGGUUUUUAUUUUAAUCUGAUGAUUUCAUCUCUCGGUCUGGUUGGAAGGACAAUCACAUGAAUGUGUCAAUUACAUUCACGCUGAAUAAUCUGUGUCCGCUCGUAAUCCUUGGGCUUCAUCAUGAUGUCAUCUCUAUUUUCGUCUGUAAUACAUCAGUUAUUUGAUUUAUGGUGGGAAAAGUGUUUGUUCAGUUUAUAAAACAGAGGGAAAAGUAAAGAAAUAGGUGGUUUGUUCAGUUAUUCUGGCAGGUUUAAAUAACACACAGUUUCAUCAUUCAGCAGAAGUUCUUCUGUGGGUCUGAUCCACACAAAUCUGCUCUGGAUGGAAACGCUUCUGUUCUCAUAUAACUUAUGCUUUAUAAUAUGAAGUGAGUUCUUAGUCGACAUGGACAUAACAUAUUAUUUCCCCCCUGCACUUUAUAUAGAAAUGUAUUUCGAAAAUGUACAUAGUAUAGGAUGAGUUGUGUCAAUAUUUCUCCUAAUAUGACGUUAUUCUUCAUAUUAUUUUUUCCUGUGCUUAAAAUGUUAGUUAAUUGUUUUCUUUCAGGCACUUAAUUGCUCUCAGCUUCAGUUCAUUGAUCAUGACUACAUAGAUUUUAUUAAUUAAAAAGGUUCAUGUUGUUGUGGAAAUGUUUCUGUUGUUUUGGAAUAAACUUUUGUGAAUGUAAUAAUUGUUCCUAUUAGUUUUGUUGCGGUUACAUUGGCAUUUAAUUGUAAUAAAAUCAUUGGCAAAAAAAGCUGUAAUAUUUGUAUAAUGUGAGUAAAUUGCAACAUGAUAAACAAGGUGUUUUUAUUAAUACUGUAGCAGGGGUUAUCUGGUAAAUUACUUAAUAAAAGUUUUGGUUUAAAUUGAUAAUCAA
Triplophysa rosa is the source of this 3919-nucleotide messenger RNA. It is a transcript of the gene fbxl3b, whose product is annotated as F-box and leucine-rich repeat protein 3b. Gene Ontology annotation, molecular function: protein binding. The coding region runs from base 411 to 1739 and encodes 442 amino acids. The transcript has 5 exons. The record is from RefSeq and is a predicted model, not a curated record. Gene Ontology annotation, cellular component: nucleus; SCF ubiquitin ligase complex; cytosol. Lineage: Eukaryota; Metazoa; Chordata; Actinopteri; Cypriniformes; Nemacheilidae. Gene Ontology annotation, biological process: SCF-dependent proteasomal ubiquitin-dependent protein catabolic process; entrainment of circadian clock by photoperiod; regulation of cell cycle.